Molecule: messenger RNA, 3140 nt
Organism: Ornithorhynchus anatinus (platypus)
Lineage: Eukaryota; Metazoa; Chordata; Mammalia; Monotremata; Ornithorhynchidae
Gene: AMOT
Product: angiomotin
Exons: 13
Coding region: 317-3037 (906 amino acids)
Biological process (GO): angiogenesis; hippo signaling; actin cytoskeleton organization
Cellular component (GO): cytoplasmic vesicle; plasma membrane; lamellipodium
Molecular function (GO): signaling receptor activity
Source: RefSeq, a predicted model, not a curated record
CUAGGGACCCCCCUUUCCCUACCCAGGGACCCCUCCCAUCUAAGGACCCCCCUCUUUUCCUACCAGGGGACCCCUUCCCCAUCCAGUGAACCCCCCCCAAACCCUGGGGGUCUGGGGUAGAAGGCUUCCGGAGCUGAGUGGGCCCGGCAGGUCGAGGCAGAGGUGACCGGAGAGUCAUCGGCAGCGGCGGUGGUGGAGCAUGAGCAGAGAGGCCCGCCUCUGCCCGAGGAGGCCGGUCUGAGGGGCAGCAGAAAUCGGCCAGGGGCCUCCCGGGCGCCCCCUCCCACCGCGCCCCCGCCAGGCCCCGUCGGCGGCGAUGAGGAAUUCCGACGAGCAAGCGGCCACCACGGUGUUACAGCGUCUACUGCAAGAGCAGCUGCGCUACGGCAACUCCAAUGAGAACCGCGGCCUGUUGGCCCUGCACCAGCAAGCCACGGGGAAUGUGGCCCCCUUCCCCGGUGGGGGCGGCGGCGGCGGCGGGCCGGGCGCCCAGGGGGAGGGCCUGAGCCCCCAGGAGCACCCGGCCCAGCCGGGCGGGGCCCACGCGGCCCGGCAGGAGCCCCAGGGCCAGGAGAUCCAGGUGGACAGCAGCGUCAUGGAGAAGCAGCUGCUGCCGAGGCUGGCGGCCGGCGAGGACCUCCCGACCUACGAGGAGGCCAAGGUCCAGUCGCAGUACUUCCGGGGCCAGCAGCACGCCAGCGUCGGGGCCGCCUUCUACGUCACGGGCGUGACCAACCAGAAGAUGCGCACCGAGGGCCGGCCGGCCGUCCAGCGGGUCAACCCGGGCAAGGUCCACCAGGACGAGGGGCUCCGGGACCUCAAGCGGGGCCACGUCCGGUCCCUCAGCGAGCGGCUGAUGCAGCUGUCGCUGGCCACCAGCGGCGUCAAGGCCCACGCGCCCGUCACCAGCGCCCCGCUCUCGCCGCCGCAGCCCGGCGACCUCUACCAGGCCCCCGGCGGCUCGGGCGACUUCUACAAGCCCCCGGGGCCAGCCGGCCUGAAGGGCGUGGAGCCCAGGGGGCCGCCGCCGGAGUACCCGUACAAGAGCGCGCCCGCCCAGGGCAAGGAGGUGGCCCACUUCUACGGCGACCAUCGCCUGAGCCAGCCCGGGAGAGCCGAGGGGCCGGUCAUGAGGUACCAGCACCCGCCCGAGUAUGGGGCCAUGAGGCCGGGCCAGGACGCGGUUCUGCCGAGGCCCCCCCACCAUCACAGCCCCACCUCCUCGCUCACGUCCCUGGGCUCCUUGACCCUGCUGCAGUCCCCGCCGCCGUCCAGGCUCUCCCCCUGCCAGCCGCCGCCCCUGACCCCCAGCCCGGGCGACCUGGGCCCGCUCCUGCCCAGGGCCCCGCAGCCCCUCCACCCGGGGGACCCCUACCGCCUGGGCCAGCCGCCCCCGCCCCCCGCGGAGCCGUACCCGGCCGGGCCCCGGGGCCAGCCGCCGGGCCCCUACCAGCCGCUCCCGGUGGACCCGUUCGCCAUCGUGGCCCGGGCCCAGCAGAUGGUGGAGAUCCUGUCCGAGGAGAACCGGGCCGUCCGGCAGGAGCUGGACGGCUGCUACGAGAAGGUGGCCAGGCUGCAGAAGCUGGAGACGGAGAUCCAGCGGGUGUCGGAGGCCUACGAGCACCUGGUGAAGUCGUCGUCCAAACGGGAGGCCCUGGAGAAGGCCAUGAGGAACAAGCUAGAGGGGGAGAUCCGGAGGCUGUACGAUUUCAACCGGGACCUCAGAGAGCGCAUGGAGACAGCCAACAAACAGCUGGCGGAGAAGGACUCGGAGGGCUGUCAGGACAACCGCAAGACCAUCUCUCAGCUCUUCGCCCAGAACAAAGAGACCCAGCGGGAGAAGGAGAAGCUGGAGAUUGAGCUGGCGGCCAUCCGCUCCACCACCGAGGACCAACGGCGGCACAUCGAGAUCCGAGACCAGGCCCUCAACAACGCCCAGGCCAAGGUGGUGAAGCUGGAGGAAGAGCUGAAGAAGAAGCAGGUGUACGUGGAGAAAGUGGAGAAGAUGCAGCAGGCACUGGUGCAGCUACAGGCCGCCUGCGAGAAACGGGAACAGCUGGAGCACCGGCUGCGGACGCGCCUCGAGAGGGAGCUGGAGUCUCUGCGCAUGCAGCAGCGACAGGGGGCCUCCCAGCCGGCCAGCGUCUCCGAAUCCAACGCCACGGCCCUCAUGGAGCUGCUGCGGGAGAAGGAGGAGAGGAUCCUGGCCCUGGAGGCCGACAUGACCAAGUGGGAGCAGAAGUACCUGGAGGAGAGUGUGAUGCGGCAGUUCGCUCUGGACGCCGCGGCCACCGUGGCCGCUCAGAGGGACACGACGGCCAUCAGCCACUCCCCGAGCGCCAGCUACUCCACGUCCCUGGAGGCGCGGAUCCAGAAGGAGGAGGAGGAGAUCCUGCUGGCCAACCGGAGGUGCCUGGACAUGGAGGGCAGGAUCAAGACCCUCCACGCCCAGAUCAUCGAGAAAGAUGCCAUGAUCAAGGUCCUCCAGCAGCGCUCCAGGAAGGAGACCAGCAAGACGGAUCAGCUGGCAUCCAUGAGGCCGGCCAAGUCCCUCAUGUCCAUCUCCAACGCCGGGUCGGGCCCUCUGGCCCACGCCUCCCCGCUCAGCAGCACCCCCAUCCUGGAGGAGAAGCGGGAGGACAAGAGCUGGAAGGGCAGUUUGGGCGUCCUGCUGGGCACCGAAUACCGCUCGGAGUCCAUUCCAUCCACGCCCUCGCCCGUCCUCCCCUCCACUCCGCUCCUGUCCGCCCACUCCAAGACGGGCAGCCGGGACUGCGGCACCCAGACCGAGCGGGGCGCCGAACAGAACAAGGCCACCGCCGUCACCCCUGCCGUCACCCCCACCGUCGCCCCCGCCGUGCCCACCCCCGCCCCGGCUCCCUCUGGGCCCGGCCGCUUACCCACCCCGAGCUUGGCCUUCAGCCCCGACAAGGCAGAUGGCCCCGUUUUCCAUUCCAACACUCUCGAAAGAAAGCCACCCACUCAGACCCUAGGACAGGACCUGACCGAUGCGGAAAUGGUGGAGUAUCUCAUUUGAAAGGCUGAACCCAGGACCUUUUUUUACCUUUUUUUUUUAAGGGACAUUUUAUUGGAGCAAUGUAGUACUCGAGUAAUAAAGGAUCUCCACCCCGAGCUGACCA